CAUGGAUGUUUGAAUACACACAAUUAGAAACUAUUCAACGCCCAUAUAAGGCAAUUCAAGAUUUUCAAUUAAAAACUUGCUAAAUCUGCACCCUUGUGAUUCUCCACCUCCAUUACUAUAUAUGACCCUCGUUAGGUUCAAUGAAAAUUCUCUACCUCCAUCUCCAUUACUAAAAACAGAGACAUACAACACCAAAAUCUUCUUCUUCACCAACAUAUUCACUUUCACAGCAAAAAAAAACGAGAGGUUCUCUCUUAUUCGUACCGUUUUAGCAAACAAAUGGGUCGGAGAAAGAUCAAGAUGGAGAUGGUUCAGGACAUGAACACACGACAGGUUACCUUUUCAAAACGGAGGACUGGUUUGUUCAAGAAGGCGAGCGAGUUAGCCACGCUCUGCAACGCUGAGUUGGGCAUCGUUGUCUUUUCACCAGGAGGCAAGCCUUUCUCCUACGGGAAACCGAAUCUUGAUUCUGUUGCAGAGCGAUUCAUGAGAGAAUAUGAUGAUUCAGACAGUGGCGAUGAAGAAAAAAGUGGUAAUUACAGGCCUAAACUGAAGAGGCUGAGUGAACGUCUCGAUUUGCUCAACCAAGAGGUUGAAGCUGAGAAGGAACGAGGCGAGAAGAGUCAGGAGAAGCUUGAAUCUGCUGGGGAUGAGAGAUUCAAGGAGUCCAUUGAGACGCUUACCCUCGAUGAACUCAAUGAAUACAAAGAUAGGCUUCAGACAGUCCAUGGUAGGAUUGAAGGUCAAGUCAAUCACUUGCAGGCUUCGUCUUGCCUCAUGCUUCUCUCCAGAAAAUAGCUAGACCGACUUGUUAGAGUUACAUUCUAUUUUUUGUAUCAGCCUACAGAACUUACCAACACAUGAAAGUUAUUGCUGGUGUAGAAUUUUCUGUCAUCUAUGGGGUGUGACUUUCUAUUUGACAUCAAAUGAAAAUGUACCUGGAAAUUUGUCUGUAUUAAUCUCAAGUGUACUUGCUAAACUUGAUCAGCUUUUUCGUCACUCUGCAGUCUGGAAUUUUUGUUUCAAACAGAAUCGAGACAAUAAAAAGAAACAGUAAAACCCUU
Molecule: messenger RNA, 1064 nt
Organism: Arabidopsis thaliana (thale cress)
Lineage: Eukaryota; Viridiplantae; Streptophyta; Magnoliopsida; Brassicales; Brassicaceae
Gene: AGL29
Product: AGAMOUS-like 29
Exons: 1
Coding region: 280-798 (172 amino acids)
Cellular component (GO): nucleus
Molecular function (GO): DNA binding; protein dimerization activity
Source: RefSeq, marked reviewed